AAGUCAGGGACACUAACUUGACGAGUUUGAGAGAUGUUCAUUCGUACGUAGAUUGGUCAAAAAAAAAAGAAAGUUUAUAAACAAAAAUGUUUUCAGUAACUUGUAUAGCUCCAGUCAACAUUGCAAUUGUUAAAUAUUGGGGAAAACGACAUGAAGAAUUAAUUCUGCCCAUUAAUGACUCUAUUAGCAUGACACUGGGCACGAACGAGCUGUGCGCCAAGACGACAAUAGCUGCUUCAGAGGGAUUUCAACACAAUCGAAUGUGGCUGAAUGAUGAUGAAUUGCCUGUCGAAGAGGACUCUCGUCUGAUGCGUUGUUUAAAAGGAGUUCAACGUCUGGCCCUUGCAAAUGGUUCCCAAAAGGUUUCACUCUCUUGGAAAGUACAUAUUGCAUCGCGAAACAAUUUUCCAACCGCUGCUGGUCUUGCAUCAAGCGCAGCUGGUUACGCGUGCCUGGUAUAUUCAUUGGCACGCUUGUAUGGUGUUCCCAUUAAUGAAGAACUGACGACCAUUGCACGACAAGGUAGUGGUUCUGCAUGUCGUAGCUUAUAUGGUGGAUUUGUUCAGUGGCACAGUGGGGCUCUUGAUGAUGGCAGCGAUUCUGUCGCUAAACCAGUUGUGUCCGCCCAGCAUUGGCCCAAUAUGCAUGUACUUAUCUUAGUCGUAAAUGAUGAGCGAAAAAAAACAAGCUCUACCAAAGGCAUGCAACGUUCUAUGACUACAUCGCAGCUAAUUCAGCAUCGAGUUGAUAAAAUAGUUCCCGAAAGGACUGCGAAUUUGAAAAAGGCCAUUGAAGCUCGCGAUUUUCCAUCUUUUGCUGAGAUAACGAUGAAGGACUCAAAUCAGUUCCAUGCAAUCGCCUUGGACACAUAUCCACCAUGCGUCUACAUGAACGAUGUCUCUCAUGCCAUAGUCGAUUUUGUACAUUCAUACAAUGAAACAAUAGGUGAAGUCCAGGCAGCGUACACCUUUGAUGCAGGUCCAAACGCCUGCAUUUAUGUAUUAAAGGAAAAUGUAGCUAAGCUAUUAGCAGCAGUUCAAAAAGUAUUCCCAAAUGAUGCAACGGAAAGUGUCGAGUACUUACGGGGAAUUUCGGUUUCAGCUACAGUUGAAAAACACCCAGCAUUUAAUGGAACGUUAAACGUUCAAGCCAAGAACUUACUGAAGUAUAUAAUCCACACAAAAGUUGGGGAUGGACCCUGCCAAUUGAGUGACGAUAAUAGUUUAUUGAUAAAUGGACUCCCAUUGUCCCAUUAAUUGGCAAUCUCUCUAGUACUCUUAAGUGAAAUUCAGAUAUUUACAUACAUGUGUUGGUUUUGGAUACUUUUUUGGGAUUCGUGUGAAAUAUACAAAUAUUUAUUUAGUUACUAAGUAAUAAAUAGCCAUUUGCAUUUCAAAAAUCUA
Drosophila guanche is the source of this 1403-nucleotide messenger RNA. It is a transcript of the gene Mvd, whose product is annotated as diphosphomevalonate decarboxylase. The transcript is spliced from 4 exons. Gene Ontology annotation, biological process: isoprenoid biosynthetic process; isopentenyl diphosphate biosynthetic process, mevalonate pathway. Gene Ontology annotation, cellular component: cytosol. NCBI's taxonomy places the organism in Eukaryota, Metazoa, Arthropoda, Insecta, Diptera, Drosophilidae. Gene Ontology annotation, molecular function: diphosphomevalonate decarboxylase activity; ATP binding. The record is from RefSeq and is a predicted model, not a curated record. The coding region runs from base 87 to 1256 and encodes 389 amino acids.